GACAAAACGUUGGUGGUGGUGGUCCGUUAAUGUUCCUGUUAACCGAUUUGUUUAAUCCUUUAGCGAAUGUAUAAAGAAAUUAACAAUGUCUAUAGUGUAAUGAAAAAUUAAAAAGUACAGUUUCAUUUAUUAUUGAAGAAUUGAAGAUUAAUUUCCAACAAUGAAAAGUGCAAUGUCGAUGUGUCUGGUAAAUUUUUUCUCGAACAAUUGCAAGUGCUGUGUGUCAUCUUGCACUCCUUUUUAAAACUGAAACGAAAUAAGUGUUGUAAGAUUACUGCCACACCUUCACAUUUUUCACGUAUGCGUAGGCAUGCAAUGUUUUUGCAAGGAUUCACUGUAGAAAGCUUUUUCUGCAGAACAAGUUCUUCGUGACGAGUUGUGGGUGCCGAGAGAAACAGAGUCACCGCUGAUGAUCGAUUUUAAGAGGACUUUAUAGAGAGAAACUAGGUUUUAAAAUAAUAAAGAAUAAAUAGAAAGAUGGUAAGAAGACGAAGAAGAAGAAAUCACUGGUGAAAAUAGUCCAUUUAUUUGAAACAAUAUUUAGAAUCAUGCUGCAAGCGGUUCGAAUGUUAACAGAAUUGGCUCGACCAUCUGAAGAUAGAGAACGUUCAAAUGCACGAUCGAUGGAUGGAGCUUCAUCAUCAACAGAUAUUGAAAGUGACUUGAGAAAUAUAUCUGUUCAAUUUCGGGAAAUUCACAAGAAUGGUUGGUUAAGAAGAACUGACAAAACGGACAAGGAGAUAUGCAAAUUUUGGGUUGCAUUUUGCGUUCACGAUGAUAUGGAGCCGCGUCUUGAGGGUUACGUUGAUCAGAAGCAAGCUACAACUCAUUCACCAAUGUGGUCUCAUUCACUCAGGAAUGUAUUGCACUUAUCACCGACGCUCUGUGCAACACAGCGUAACGACUAUGAAUUCUGUGUCAAUUUCAAUGAUGAUCGAGUUCUCAGAUUGGCAGCGCCCACGUAUCAAGCAAUGUACGAUUGGGUGCAGGCCGUCACUAGAAAGUUAACUGAUAUGAAAAUUCUCCGUCCCAAGGAAAACUUCUACUCCAAAGGUCCAGAAAGAAUUGUCACGCGAGAUCCCACGAGUCCAUUGCCACCUCCUCCUUCCAUAAUUGGAACGUCAAAUACACAAAGACCAGUAGCAUUAUCUCCAUCAUCAGCAAGCGCUGCCAAUACUUCUCCGUUUACGAGAGAAACAACUUCAGGAACAACACCGUCUGUUUUCACGUUCGACGAUGCAAGCGUUGAGGAACACAGAUUGCGGCCAGGAACAACACACACACCGGCGCAAAGAACACCGCCGCCUAUUCCAAGUCCUCGAAUUCCUCCACCGCCAACACCUUCUCCGUCAAUAGCAACAGCAACGGCUACAACAACAACAAUAACGACAACAAGUAAUGAUGACGUUGGUAAUUCAAGCUAUGAAAGUGUCUUUCUCGCCUCGUCGCAUCCUUCCAAUGAGGAUGCUACACCAACUGCCGUAAAUUUAAAUUUAACGCGAAAUGAUGAGUCCAGUGAUCGUUAUGCUGCUCUCAUGGAAUACAGAAGUUUAGGAAAUACUGAGACUGAAAAUCCGUCUGAACAGACGAGAGAAGUUCGGGGAAUUACGCCUAAUAUCCGUAGACAAUUAACGCUUAGAGAGCAACAGGUUAUGCAUCUCAGACGAGAAAUGAGUCAUCCUGCUGGUGUAAGACUGCAACUGGGAAGACGAGAUUGUAAAGAUGGAAUCGCAUUUGUUGAUACAUUUGGUGCCGUUUGGGUAGCUGGUUGGAAGCAGCGUGAACAUCCAUUAUUGCAUAAUUUUUUACACGUAGGCGAUUUGGUGCUCAGUGUUGCAGGAGUUCCUCCGGCAGGAGCUACAGCCGUUAAAAAUAUCCUGAAAAAUUGUACAACUCCCCGGGUUGAAAUGAUAGUAAAGCGAUUACCACACGCUCGUGCAUUAACGCUGACCAGAAGAUCGGAGAGCGAUGAUUUUGGAUUAGAAGUAAAUGCGAAUGAAGUGUCGAGAGUUGGUGGUGUAGCUCUUUCACAAGGACUUCCUUCCUACGUUCCUGCAGCAGAUCCUGCAGCGCCUUUAGGUACAACUGUUACUUGGUCUCUCACUGAAGUUAAUGGAAGACCGUUGAAUAUUUUCGAAGGUGGUGCUCAAGAGCGUCUCGGUGCUGUGGGUCGUGAUAUUUCAGUUGUUUUACAGCCCACGGAUCUUGUUUCAUCUCUUCGUAAAAGAUUACGAGCAAUUCGUAAUUAUAAAAACUUUGUGGUACAGUGAACGAUUGUGUGUGUGUGUCAUUUCUUUAGAAACAGUGUUUAAUGGACUAUUAGUGCAACACAAAUUUAA
Molecule: messenger RNA, 2339 nt
Organism: Leptopilina heterotoma
Lineage: Eukaryota; Metazoa; Arthropoda; Insecta; Hymenoptera; Figitidae
Exons: 6
Coding region: 549-2270 (573 amino acids)
Cellular component (GO): plasma membrane; cytoplasm
Molecular function (GO): protein binding
Source: RefSeq, a predicted model, not a curated record